This is a messenger RNA of Brassica napus (rape), 1765 nucleotides long. RefSeq lists its product as uncharacterized. The record is from RefSeq and is a predicted model, not a curated record. NCBI's taxonomy places the organism in Eukaryota, Viridiplantae, Streptophyta, Magnoliopsida, Brassicales, Brassicaceae. The transcript is spliced from 7 exons. The coding region runs from base 50 to 1705 and encodes 551 amino acids.
GACCAGAACAGUGUGGCUCGAGUUAAACGAUGUGCAAGAAGAAGAAGAGAUGAAGCGCGGUGGAAUCAGACGGAAGCGAUUGUUCGGGAGGACGAUUCUCUUCACAUCUAUUGUGUUCUUUAUCGGUUUCGGUUUGCUUCUCUUGACGCUACGCUCCGUGGAUGAUCCUAACUCCUCCUCCUUCAUCGAUGACGACGACGACGACGCCGUUUCGGACGAGGAUAACGCGAGGUGGAUCAAUUCUUCCACCGUGGUGGAAGCCAAGGUCGACGGAGGGAGGCUCUGCGCGACGGUGGAGGAGAUGGGAAGCGAGUUCGACGGUGGUUUCGUGGAUCAGAGCCUCAGAGUUCGAGAUGUUAUCCGUCGCCAUUUUCACCUCAACGGGGCUGCAGCAGUUCGUGAGCUAGCUCCGGAGCAGUUCUGUCGACAUGGUUAUGUUCUUGGGAAGACGGCAGAGGCUGGUUUCGGGAACGAGAUGUACAAGAUCUUGACGUCGGGAGCGUUGAGCAUAAUGUUGAACAGAUCAUUGAUCAUUGGCCAGACCAGGGGAAAAUAUCCAUUCGGUGAUUACAUUGCUUACUCCAAUGAUACAUUUACACUGUCUGAAGUGAAGCACCUGUGGCGACAAAAAGGCUGCGUGAAGAAGUACGGAAGGCGGCUUGUAAUGAGGUUGGAUGAUUUUGAGAAGCCGGCUAAGAGUAAUGUGUUGUGUAGCAAUUGGAAGAAGUGGGAGGAAGCUAUUAUAUGGUUUCAAGGCACAACAGACGCUGUGGCGUCUCAGUUUUUCCUCAAGAACGUGCAUCCUGAAAUGAGAGCUGCUGCAGUUGAGCUGUUUGGCGAGCAAGGAAGCUCGACACCACGAGCGAAUGUGUUUGGAGAGCUGAUGAUGAGUCUUAUAUCUCCUACUAAAGAUGUGAAAGAUGCAGUGGAUUGGGUUCUACGAGAGACUGGAGAUCCUGAUAUUUCAUUACACAUGCGAAUGCUGAUGAGCAAAUCUGUUAGACCUCUGCGUGCAGCAGUGAACUGCCUAGGGAAAGCAGUUAACAGGCUUGGCGUAACGAAACCAAGAGUGGUUAUAGUCUCUGACACGCCAUCUGUAGUGAAAAAUCUCGAACUAAAUAUCAGCUCAAUUGCUGAGGUUCUGCAUUUUGACUAUAAGCUUUUCCGAGGGGACAUUGCUCAACGUGGACGUGGGUUACCAAUGUUAGACUUCAGAAUAAAAGAUUGGGGUCCAGCACCGAGAUGGGUUGCGUUUGUAGACUUCUUCCUCGCCUGCCGUGCAAAACAUGCUGUGAUCUCAGGUGCUCACAGACGAGUCGGUACCACUUAUGCUCAGUUAGUUGCUGCUCUAGCCGCCGCAAACAGUCUCGAGGACGGUUCGAGCAACUCGAGCUUUGCGUUCUUGAGUAGUUUCCAGAGCAAUCUGUUAGCAGAUGGUCUGAAGAACCAGGUGGGCUGGGGACAUGUCUGGAACCGAUACGCUGGUCCACUGAGCUGUCCGAAGCAGCCAAACCAAUGCGCCUUCACGCCGCUUGCACCUCCAGGUUGGUGGGACGGUUUAUGGCAGUCGCCAAUACCAAGGGACGCUCGUAAGCUUGCGGCUUAUGGCGUUGAGCUUUCCGGGUUUGGUACGGUUAAUGAAGACCGUCUCCAUGCCUUUUGUAACGCCAAGAAAGCCUACUUAAGCACUGUAACGAUCGUUUAGUAACUUGUUGAAAAACUCUUUUUUGGCCUCUUGGUUUAAUGUAGUAGUUACUGGUUUUUA